This is a messenger RNA of Ostrea edulis (European flat oyster), 5460 nucleotides long. RefSeq lists its product as uncharacterized. The transcript is spliced from 6 exons. The coding region runs from base 1054 to 1707 and encodes 217 amino acids. Lineage: Eukaryota; Metazoa; Mollusca; Bivalvia; Ostreida; Ostreidae. The record is from RefSeq and is a predicted model, not a curated record.
UAACGGAUACAUUGUAUGUUAUAAAAAAAAGUUUACAUGUAUUUAAUCAUUUUUUUUUUUUUAUUGAAUUGCAAAUAAGAGUUACACUCCCAAUAUUUUAAGAAUAUUAUUCACCAUUAACACAACUCUAUAUUUCUAUUUUCAUUUGGUCCCUUAAAGUCUGUUAACUUACACGGGGAGUAAUAUUUUUCUCCAAAACUGACAUGAAACCCAUUGAGACCUUUUGCUUUUGCUCACCCCAAUAUUUUUUAAAUAAAACCCAAACAAUCUUUAUUACAAAUUAAUAAGUAACAUUUAAAUGACCUAUAAUUUUAUUUUUCCACAAAUUCAAGUUAGCAGCUACAGAUUUGUUGGUAACAUAGCGAAUCUGUGCUGAAAAAUUCUACUUACGUUUUUAUUUAAUACCACGUGGGCAUUUGCAAAUUAAGUAGAAUAGCAAGUCUGAAAUCUUUCCUGAUUAAAUUCUGUUUUCGCUUUAAAAUUGUUGAUUGAUAUUAUACUUGUGUCACUUUCACUUCUGGCCUUUUUAAAGCCGAAACUGAACAGGGUAUUUGUUCUCUUCAUUCCGUCAACAUCAUUGAUUUUUACGUUCAGGACUUGUUGUUAUCUUUCGGAACUUCUCGUCCGUGUUGUCACGAAUUGGGUAAAUCCGAGGCUUUCCGACUAUUGCAAUUGACGUAUUAUUUUCUACACCAACAGAAGACCAAUCAGGUGCCGGUAUUUACCUGAACUAAAUUUAGCGCAAGUAAACACGUUUUUACAUCCUAACGGCCGCGAUUUCUGAGUCUACUAAAGUUUGGAAGAUGUUUAAAAUUUUAUAAAAGUUUUUUUCAUUGGAUAUACAUUUUUGUCACUAAAGUAAACGGCACCUAAUGUUACUAUAGGCGGCGGAAAUCCGCCGGCUACCGGCUACUUUUGAAAGCCCUGUAUAUAUAUGAUGUAUUACUGUUAUAGCGAUGACUAAUAAUGUAAAAACCCAAGAAUCCAAGAAUUUCUCUAUCAAGAGAUUUCUCAGAAUAGGAACAUCAACUGGAUGAAGGUGUAAAUGUCAUCAUGGAAUUUAGAUAUGUAUUAGCUGUACUUAUUCUGGACAUAUGUCAUGUCGUCAAAGUUAGUGGCGAUUCAACUCUCAUAGAUGUAGAAUUUUGUAAAUAUUCCCAAACGACAAGAAAAGCAGUUGAAACAUGUCCGUCCGAUGAAAGAUCGUGGAAAGAAGCGGCGUCAAAAAUGAACUGUUCAGACCACGCUGAAAAUUGCGCCGGGAAAAUGGCGUACCACUGCUUGAUAAAUCCAUGGCAAAAUUUGACUGUUGAAGUAUGUGCACCUGAGACGCGAAUCCGUGCAGGUUUCUGUGCGGAGUACAAUAGGAGGGGUGGAAAAAUACAAGAAUUUUAUUCCAAAACAUGUAAAGGCUGUACUCAAAAUUAUCAAUCAACUGAAGCAUACAAAUAUCAAGAAUGCUAUGAAAAAGUAUAUCAAUUUACGCAACAGCAAAAACAGCCUCAGACGAAGCAGUCAAAUCAAUCCAAAAUAACUUCGUUAAAUGAAAAUCGAAAUGUACCUGUAUAUGAAGAUCGAAAUAUGUUUGAAUAUCGAAAUAUGCUUGAAGAUCGAUAUUUAUAUGAUCGAAAUGCGUCAAACAGAAACAAAUGCAACCUAAGAUAUAUCUCCAUUGUGGUAGUUCUACUGGUAAUCCUUUCUUUGUGAUAUGUGUACAGUGUAUGUAGAUGUAUGUGUAUUUAAAAUCUUAUUCUACAUGUAUAUAAUGUCAUGGGUUUAUAUUCAAGAAUAUGGAAUUGUGGAAAUCUGUAUCAAGAAUCUCACCUCUCAUUUUAGACGCCACAAGAUAUUUUAUUUGUAAUCAUAUUGCUAUAUUUACGUAUCAUCUCUCUACUGUGAACCAGGCAGUUACAUGCAUUAAACUAUAAGAACAACUGUUCUAAUUGUGUCCACAGUUGCCACCUUUUUGGACAUAAUUAGAACAGGACAAAUUGAUGAUAACCACUAUUGUUUGAAAUUAAAACCCAACAUAUGAAUGUGAAAUCAAAUGUAUACAUAUACAUAGAUUGUUUUUAGAAUCUUUAUAUAGGUCUACUAGUACACAAAUAUUAAAACAUAGUAUUACUUAUUUAGAAAAUUUAAAGAAGGUAGGAAAAUCAUUUUCUUUCAAUUAUUUUUCGCAUCUAUUAUAGAGAAUAAAAAUUAUCUGGUUUUGAUGACACAAAGCCUAAAUUUAGAAUCAAGUCUUUGAAUAUUACAGAAUUUCAAAAGAACGAUAACACUUUCCAUAAUAUGGAGGUUUGUGCCACCCUCCUGUGAUUUCACCAGAUUUACAAAAUCAAUGAAUCAUUUAGAUUCAGGCUUGAUAGGAACAUACAUUUUAUUGGAAUCUUUUCUAAUAUACAUUGUAAAAAAUGUCUAAGUUAUAUAUAAAUAAUAAUAAUCAAUGAUAUGUUUCAAAAUAUUGAAUCCAAAGACAAUAACUCUGUUUUUAUGGAUUUCUUUAUCAAGUCCAUUAUACGAUAGAUUUCCUUUAUUGUACUUACAUUUUGUAUAUUGUUUGUAAAGAAACAGUUUCAUGAAAUUGUUAUGAAAAUUAUUUUAUUCAUAACCAGUUUUUGUAAAAUUUUGAUAACGUUGUUGAAGGAAAAUCAAAACAUGUGAGUAUGGAGUUACCUAAUAUAAAGUUUACGUUUAUAUCUAUAUAUUAUAUGCCAGAAGAUCUGAAUUUCUGUUCUGCAAUUUCAGCCCAAAUCUCACUGAAAACGUUAUUUGUUUCUUAAACACACUGAUGGGUUGUAAUGCCUAGGGUUAUAUCUAACACAUGUAGUCUACAGAAAUGUGAUGAAAUAUAUUACAAUAGUUAGCUUUACCUUCUUGUUACAUGUGCAUUACAUGCUGUUGUAUUUGCUGUCCACAAAGUAUGAUUAAAAUAAGAAUUAUAUAAUUAGUGUAAAUGUGCUAAAACUACAUGUAAAUGGGACUUAGAUUCUUAACAGAAUUUUCUGAUGGCAGAUAUUAUAUUUAAUUAAUGAUUCUAGAUACACAAGAUAUACAAGGCAGAGCUCUAAUAAUUUUAUUUAUGCUACAAGAGCCAAAACAGAAUUUUUGUAUCAUUUCAGCAGCAAUUUUAUGGAACUCAUUACCAGAUUUUAUUAGAAAAUGCACUACUAGGACAUCUUUUAAAUCUGCCCAUAUUAAACAUUAUUUUGAAUCUCAAUAAUACUUGUGUGUUUAUUAUUUCUUAUCUGUAUGUAAAGUAACUGUGAUAUUUUCAUUUUUUAUUAUCUAUGUUCUCGAUAUGCAUACAUGUAUGUUAAAGACAGGACCACAAUGUAAACUAGUUUGUAUAACUAAUUGUGCAAUCCUGUAUAAAUAUUUAAAGGAUAUUAUUAUCAUUACCAAUUUUUUAAAAGCUAACUAUGAAACUUGAAACUCCCUUAUUACCUUAAAACUAGUUUGUACUGAUAUAUUAAACAGUCUCUAUUUUAUCGCAUUUGGGGGAUGAGGAGAGGCAUGUUUCUUUAUAAGAGUAUGAUAAUACCUAGAAACUCAUAACUAAUAAUGAGUAGGACUUCCGUUACACGGCUUGCCGUUUGUACUAAAAACCCAUGGAAACAUUUCUGAGAAAAUUCCUGGACAAAAAACGGAGAAACAAUAAUCGAAAUUUGAAUGGAAAUACUAAAACAAAAUUGACAACUGCCUUCAGCGAAGAAUUGAUUUUGUGCGCUCACGCAAGUGCAUUACUAUUCUUACUUAUGUGAAUAGAACCAGCAUGUUUCAAAUAGUUACUUUAGAUUCGGAAGGAAGGAAAGAUAAAGACCACACCCGUUAGAUAAUUGCUUGGAGUUGCAGUCAUCCUCUUCUACAGGGAAAUUAUUAAAAUAUACUAAAAAUAGAGUUUGUGUUUUCAAAAAAUCUUCUAACAAACACUAAGGCCACACAAUUCGAAAACUUAAAAAAAAAAAAAAAAAAAAAAAACCCGACCAGAUAAUCCAAAACUUGCAAAGCAUCUUUCAUGUAUUUGAAACUUUUAUUUCCCUUUUUAGUCUCAAAUGAGGCACAAAAGUACAAAUACAUGUAUAAAGAACAAGAAUAUAAGUAAAACUGAUGGAUGUCCCAUGAAAUACAUCUAAUCAAUGUACUUCAUAUGAGGAAUGACUGUUGAAAUAUUUGAAAUGAAGGGGUUUUUCAUAUAUUGAGCAAAGUUGACCUUUACAAAAUGACAUUGAGUGACCUUUGUCUGAAAGUAUUUUCCCUAUUACUUAUUUAUGUGAUAUUCGAUCAAUACCGGUUUAAAAACUGUUGAAAUAAAGUUCUCAUAUAAGGUAUAUGUUAUGAGUGACCUUGCCCUUUCCAAAAUGAGCCUGAACUGUUGAAGCAUUGUUAAAAUGAACUUUUUUGUUCAUACAUAACGUAUAUGUUCUGAGUGACCCUGAUCUUUACGAAAUGAACUUUGGUGACCUUUGAAAGCCAUUUGCCCAUUACUUUUUUUGUGUAAUUUAUCAUCAAUGCCUGUUCAAAAACUGUCAAAAUAAAGGACGUUUUACUUGUAUAAGGUAAAUGUUCUAAGGGACCUUAAGUGACCUCAACUUUCCAAAAUGACCUUGGUCCAAAACUCCCUGUUCCAAGUAAUAUCUGUGACCAGGGUUAGUUUUUAUGAAAGGUUUAAGAGAUGGCAAAUUUUCUAUCAAAAACUGUUGAAAGGAACUUUUUUGUUCUGAUUGACUUUGACCUUUCUAAAAUGACCUUAAAAGACCUUGGUUCUGAAGUCCUUGUCUCCAGGAACGAAGCUUAAAAAGCCCCCCCCCCCCCCCCCCGAUGAUGUAUGAACAUAAAAUAACACAUACAUGUAUAUAGUACCACAGUCAAGUUGCUAGUGGAAAUAAUACAUAUAUAUAGUAGCAUUGUCAGGUUGCUAGUGGAAAUAAUGCAUUUGUUUGAAUAUUGACAUAUAAUUUACAAAAUUUGGCCAAACCAAUAAGAGUAAAGAAAAUAUAUCAUGAGUAUGAAAUAAGUUUGGAAAACUUACAGUAUUACUACCUUUGUAAAUAUUUGCAGGUAAAACAAAUUAAAAAGUCUCAAUCAAGUAUGUACAUGUAGUAAAAUUUCAAACUUAAUUUGCAUUACAGAGAUUACAUAACCUAUCAGAUCUAUCUAUUCCAAAAAAAAAGUCACAUUCAACUGAAAAUCUGUGACUAACACAUCUAAACUUAUUUAAACUAUAAAGACGUCCCGUGGUAAUAAUGAAAUUUUGUGUGUAGACCCGGUUCGGCACAGACUUUGAUGUUGUUCAUCUAUCGUAAGUUAGCACUUUGUUAUUGUUACAAUUUUCUUUUAAUGAUUGUAAUUAUGAAAUUGUUUUCAUUUCUAUCUUGUCUUUGUUAGCAAAUUCAGAUGCUGUGUUAUCAAGGGUUAAUUCUGACCCAUAACAAUACUUAAUAAAAUGCGUUUGCCAUA